Molecule: messenger RNA, 4016 nt
Organism: Lepus europaeus (European hare)
Lineage: Eukaryota; Metazoa; Chordata; Mammalia; Lagomorpha; Leporidae
Gene: RNF44
Product: ring finger protein 44
Exons: 11
Coding region: 465-1769 (434 amino acids)
Source: RefSeq, a predicted model, not a curated record
GGCGCGCCCCCGCGAGCCCCCCUCCCGCUCGGCGCGCGACCCUGCCGCUUCGAAUGUUGUGAAUCAAAUGUGGGAUUUGUUACAUUCCGCCGCCGCCGCGGACAGUUCUUAAAGGGCCAGCCGCCGGCAGCCGCACCAGCAAGCCGCGUCCUGCGCCGCCUCCCGCUCCCCGAGGGCCUGGGCCGAGAGAGACUGACCGCGCGUGGGCCUCGCGAGGCAGACGCCGUCGGGCGGACAACAAAGAGAGAGGGCCCCGGAAGGAGCCGGGCUGCCCCCGGACAGGGGGUGGGGUGGGGAGCACAUUGUUCCGCAGGGCGGGGGCUCUUAAAGGGUCCAGGCAGCCGCCCCCUCGCCCCCCGGCCCGGCUUGGCCAUCCUAGACGGGGAACAAAGGAGUCAACGUGUGGCCGGGCGGCCGAAGGGUUGUGAGCCCCGGCCCAGCCCCUCCACCCCCGUAUCCCCCUGAUGCGACCAUGGGCACUGGCAGUGACUAGGUGGCCACCCUCUGCCCCUGUGGGUCAGCGGCGCGUCUCUGCAGGACCCGGCAGCGCUCCAGGCCAGCUCUGGGCAAGCCCCGGCCGCGAGGGCCCCCUGGCCAGCCCGCCUGCCCAGGAUGAGCGCUUCCCCUCCCAGCAGCCGCUGCCCCGACCACCACACCUCCCCGUAGCGGAGCGCCGAGCCUCGGCUCCUGCCGGCGGGAGCCCCCGGAUGCUGCACCCGGCCACCCAGCAGAGCCCGUUCAUGGUGGAUCUCCACGAGCAGGUGCACCAGGGACCCGUCCCUCUGUCCUACACAGUCACCACAGUGACGACCCAAGGCCUCCCCUUGCCUGCAGGCCACCACAUCCCUGGCUGCAGCGCCCAGCAGCUCCCAGCAUGCUCCGUGAUGUUCAGCGGGCAGCACUACCCCCUCUGCUGCCUCCCGCCCCCACAGCUGAUCCAGGCAUGCACCAUGCAGCAGCUCCCUGUGCCCUACCAGGCCUACCCCCACCUCAUCUCCAGUGAGCACUACAUCCUGCACCCUCCGCCGCCAGCCCCGCCCCCUCAGCCCACCCACAUGGCGCCUCUGGGGCAGUUCGUGUCGCUGCAGACCCAGCACCCCCGUUUGCCCCUCCAGCGGCUCGACAACGACGUGGACCUGCGGGGGGACCAGCACCCUCUGGGGAGCUUCACCUAUUCCACCUCUGCCCCCGGCCCAACCCUGUCCCCCUCGGUGCCCCUGCACUACCUGCCCCACGACCCGCUGCACCAGGAGCUGUCCUUUGGGGUGCCGUACUCCCACGUGAUGCCACGGAGACUGAGCACCCAGAGAUACCGCCUGCAACAGCCGCUGCCCCCGCCACCGCCCCCACCACCGCCCCCACCACCUUACUACCCCAGCUUCCUGCCCUACUUCCUCUCGAUGCUGCCGAUGUCGCCCACGGCGAUGGGGCCCUCCAUCAGCCUGGAUCUGGACGUGGACGAUGUGGAAAUGGAGAACUAUGAGGCUCUCCUGAACCUGGCCGAGCGGCUGGGAGACGCCAAGCCCCGAGGCCUCACCAAAGGUGACAUAGAGCAGCUCCCAUCGUACCGCUUCAACCCCGACAGCCAUCAGUCAGAGCAGACCCUGUGCGUGGUCUGCUUCAGUGACUUCGAGGCCCGGCAGCUGCUACGCGUCCUGCCCUGCAACCACGAGUUCCACACCAAGUGUGUCGACAAAUGGUUGAAGGCCAACCGGACGUGUCCCAUUUGCCGGGCCGAUGCCUCCGAGGUGCCCAGGGAGUCCGAGUGAGGCCCCGCAGCCGCCCAGGAGAACCCUGCCUGAAGCUCUGGAAACUCUGGGGGUGGGGGGAGACCCAGGGAAGGCGGGGCGGGGGUGGCGGGGGCCUGCCCCGUCUGUCCCACCUGCAUCUCCAGAGCUGGUGCCAGGGUCCGCCCCACGAGAAGCCCCUGCAAUAAGGCCCUGCGUUUGCCAAGCUCCAAAGAGUCCUCCCCAUCUGCCUGCCUGUGUGCCCACCGCGGGCUGCCGGAGUGUUCCUCACUGUCUCCCUUCUGGUUGCCCUCGGGGUCCUGCUUUGUCCUGCUGGCCCUGGGAGCCGAGGGGAUCCUUCUCCCAGUGUGGCUGGUGGAGACCCUGGCCCCAGGAUGGGCAAAAGCUGGCGGGGGGGAGCGCCCUGUCCUGGGUCACGUGGUCUCUUGCACUGUAUAGUGGAUGUCACAUUGCCAGGUUAGCGGACAGGCUGUGGCUUGAGGCCAUUUCCUGAGCCCCAGGGCUGAGUCCUCAGCCCUGACCCCUGACCCCACCCCCGGACUCGGGCAGCCCACUCCUACUGGACUGCUGUGGGUGGGUCUGGCUUCUGGGGCCCCUGCCCCCUGCACAACAUUCCAGCCUUACCUCCAGGCUGGAGGGCGCCCUGGGCUGGGCACCUGUCUGCCCAGGGUGGGGGCCUGGGCUGGGAGGGGGAGAGAGAGCCCCUGUGUUCCUGGGGCGCCCCCUACCGGUGGCGGGGCCACGCCUGAUCUGAUCUCCCCUCUUCUGUUUUGCAUGAACGUGAGGAGCUGCCGUUUUUGUUAUGCAUUCGGCCCAAACUCGCUUGUAGGAACUGGGGGUUGUGGUAUUUCAGACCGUGCUUUGCUUUUGGUUUCGGGUUGGGGGUGUGUGUGUGUGUGUGUGUGUGUAGGGACCAACCAGAGCCGAGCCCCCACCCCCUCCCCGUCUGCAUGCGCGCGUGUGCGGCUGGGGCCGGGUGGGGUGGCUGCCGGUGGGGCAGGUUGGGGGGGAGGUCUGUGCUCAGCUGAUAACUGCCAAUGCACUGCACUGCGCUCGUCCCUCGAGCCCACCGGGACCACCGCUUUUAAGGGCAUUUCUCCCUCCAGCCAGGGCCCAUCUCCCACCCGCCUGGACCAGUCUCCUCCAGGGACUCCCAGGAGGAUGGGGGCCAGGGAGGGUCUGGAGGAGGCCCCCCCCCCUCUUAGGGGUCUGGCUGAGCUCCCCACCCCCCUUCUCAUCCUGCCCCCCAGCCCCAUCGCUUUCCUUUCCUACCUGUAACUGGGGUUGCUGCCCCGAAUGAACGAACUGCGUGUGGGGCCGGCACAUCCUAGCAGGUGGCUCCUGGCGCCUGCUGCCUCAGGGAUGCUCCAACCACCCUCGUUCUCCCCCCAGCAGCGGCCCUGGCCCCGCCCCCACCACCCCUCCCCUCCAGCCCAGCCCCACCCCCUCGGAGAACCCAAAGUCUUACUGUAUAUAUAACUCCAGGUGAUGUUUCUAUAUUUAUAGCAGUGUUUUACACAGACAACCGCCCUCUCCAGCCCCCUUCCCCUUCCCCACCCCAACAAAAGGUUUUCAAAACCCUUGUGGUUCCUGGGGGCAGGCGGAGACAGGCUGCAGUGGCCAUGGCAGUGAGCGACUGGCUGCUGGGGGGGAGACACAACAUUUAAACAAAAUGAAAAUCAUCAUUUAAAAAACAAGAUUUAUAAAACAAUUAUUUAGGAUGUUUGUGAUUUGCCAACCUUGCUGUAGAUGCCGUGUUAGCAAUGAUUCCUGUGGUGAGGGCUUGUCACUGUUUACUCUUUGAUUUACCAACUCCUGGCCUAGGCGUGACAGCGGGCCCCUCCCCCCAGCCCUGGCUCGGCCCAGCGCCUGUGUUCUGUGCUAGAAAGGUUUUAUAUCAUUACAUAUAUAGAUAUAAAAAUAUAUGUAAUUUGGGGGGCCCUGUUCCUUGCACAUUUACAGUUACCUCAUUUUUCCCAUGUAUGUAUUUGAGAAAAUGCUAAUAUAUAGAGAAAAAAAUGGUUCUUAAAGCUUAAAUGUGUGGUUUUUUCCAUUCCAUUGGAUUCACAUUGGUUUGUAGCAUUUAACAUAACUAGUCUGUUGUAUUAUAUAUGUGUAUACUGAUUGAAAUUUUUAACAGAUUUGUACUUUUUUUAAAAUGAAAGUUGCUAGUUCUGCUUGACCAAGUAGUGCAAUCAUUAUUUUUUUUAAUAUUGUUGCUGAUUUCAGAGGGAUAUUCACUAAUAAAUGUAUGAUGUAUACCGAGUA